Tarenaya hassleriana is the source of this 1660-nucleotide messenger RNA. RefSeq names its product arabinosyltransferase RRA3-like. Gene Ontology annotation, molecular function: glycosyltransferase activity. Lineage: Eukaryota; Viridiplantae; Streptophyta; Magnoliopsida; Brassicales; Cleomaceae. The transcript is spliced from 3 exons. Bases 238 to 1524 code for a protein of 428 amino acids. The record is from RefSeq and is a predicted model, not a curated record. Gene Ontology annotation, biological process: root hair cell development.
UCUCUGCAGAAGAGGCCAAAACCCAUCUCUCCAACCUCAAAAAGCCGAGAGCUCUGACCAGGGACCAACCUAAAGGAACUAGGGUUUCUCAGACCACCAAAUCAGACGACCUUUUGCAUUAUGUCAUAGGAAAACAAUCGCAGAGAAAGGGGUGGUCUCAUUCGCAUCUGGCCUGGGUCUUCACUCUUUGGUUCUAUCAGCGAAAGAGAAGCUGGUGGGGAAGAAAAGUCAACGGUCAUGGCGGGUCGUAGAGAAAGAGUCCAACAGGUCCGCGGAUCCCGAAUUGUGAUCGCAAUCGUGAUCGGUGUUCUUGUCGGGUGUGUUUGCGCCGUCAUGUUUCCACGUGGGUUCUUCAACUCGGGUUCAUCGCUCGCAGUCAAGGAUCGCCUCGAGAAAUCGAGCUUUCAGGGAGGAUCGCCGUCAUGUGAAUCGUCUGAGCGGCUCAAAAUGCUCAAAGCAGAUUUCAUGGCUCUCUCAGAAAAGAAUGCCGAGUUGAAGAAGCAGGUCAGAGAGCUAACAGAAAAGCUACGGUUGGCGGAACAAGGAACAGACAGUGCCCGGAAACAAGUUUUAGUUUUGGGAUCGCAGAUAAAGGCUGGGCCUUUUGGAACUGUCAAGAGUUUGAGAACUAACCCAACAGUACUUUCCGAUGAAUCGGUUAACCCAAGACUGGCAAAGAUCUUAGAGAAGGUAGCUGUGGGGAAAGAGCUCAUUGUGGUUCUUGCAAAUUCAAAUGUUAAGGCAAUGCUCGAGGUGCAGAUUGCCAGUAUAAAGAAAGUGGGUAUAUCAAACUAUCUAGUCGUGGCAUUAGACGACAACAUAGAAGAGUUCUGCAAAUCGAAUGAUGUUGCAUAUUACAAGAGAGAUCCAGACAAGAAUGUGGACUCAAUCGCCAAAUCUGGAGGUAACCAUGCUGUCUCUGGAUUGAAAUUCCGUAUCUUGAGGGAGUUCUUGCAACUUGGGUAUGGUGUUCUUCUCUCGGAUGUGGACAUAGUCUAUCUGCAGAACCCGUUCGAGCAUUUAUACAGGGACUCUGAUGUGGAGUCCAUGAGCGAUGGCCAUGACAAUAGAACGGCGUAUGGCUUCAACGACGUGUUUGAUGAACCAGCCAUGGGAUGGGCUCGUUAUGCUCACACGAUGAGAAUUUGGGUCUUCAAUUCCGGGUUUUUCUAUCUAAGGCCCACCAUUCCAGCCAUAGAACUGCUCGAUCGUGUGGCUGACAAUGUGGCUCAGACAAAGGCGUGGGACCAAGCGGCAUUCAACGAGGAGCUGUUCUUCCCUUCGCAUCCCGGCUACACCGGACUGCACGCCUCCAAGAGAGUGAUGGAUAUGUACGAGUUCAUGAACAGUAAGGUCCUUUUCAAGACUGUGAGGAAGAAUCCUGAGCUGAAGAAGUUGAAGCCUGUGAUUGUCCAUCUGAAUUACCACCCAGAUAAGCUCGGUCGAAUGCAAGCCGUCGUGGAGUUCUACGUUAACGGCAAGCAAAACGCUCUCGAUAAUUUCCCAGAUGGUUCUGAUUGGUAAAGAUAUCCAUCAAAUCAUCGCCCUUUUUCCUUCUUGAUUCCAUGUUUAUCCUUCUUGGGUUUUGGUUUUUGUACUAUGAAUUUUUGUAUCUUAUAGCUUUAAAUCUCAGAACUUUCACUUUUUUUUUGGACAGUAA